Parnassius apollo (apollo) is the source of this 1440-nucleotide messenger RNA. NCBI's taxonomy places the organism in Eukaryota, Metazoa, Arthropoda, Insecta, Lepidoptera, Papilionidae. The record is from the annotation of a GenBank genome assembly.
AUGGCUGACUUCGAUGCAAUAUACCCAGAUGAGACUGAAAGUGAGGAAAAUAUAGAAGAAACACAUGUGACGUUAGUGCCUGACCCGAUCGUCGUUCGUGGAGCUGGUAACAUGACAGUUUUUGGUUUAAGCAAUCGCUUCAACAAUGAGUUCCCAUCGGGUCUUCAGUCUCGAGUAGCUCCUGAGGAAUAUCAGGCAACUAUAGCUCGAAUUAACAGUGUGUUAAAGAAGACAUUACCAGUGAAUGUGAAAUGGUUAUUCUGUGGCUGUGUUUGCUGUUGUUGUACACUUGGAUGCUCUCUUUGGCCGGUCAUAUGUCUAAGUAAAAGGACACAACACUCACUUAACAAGCUUUUGGAAUGGGAGAACAGUCGACUUUACAAUAAACUGGGUUUACGUUGGCGUCUAACAAAACAGCACUGUGACUCUUCUUCCAUGAUGGAAUAUAUGGCGCGCACUAAAGUUAAUAAAAGAAAAAAAGGUAACCACACUGCUGAUAACAUGCUUCAGGCUAUCAGACAUUAUAGGCAAGGAUGGAGUAUCAGAAAAGCAGCUAAAGAGUAUAAUGUAUGCUAUCCAACACUGCAACGUUACAUUAAAAAAAAUGUAAAUGUUAGUACUGCGGAUUUACACAAGCAGCGAUUGACACCCAAUUAUGAUGUCAACAAAAUAUUUACUAAUGAACAAGAAAAAUCACUGACAGAAUAUAUCAAAGAAUGUGCGUUAAAAUUUUAUGGGUUAUCCACUAAAGACGUUCGAAGCCUUGCUUAUCAAAUGGCAACUAUUAAUAAUAUUAAAACUCCUGAUAGUUGGAAUCGUGAAAAAAUGGCAGGCCUUGAAUGGCUUCGGUCAUAUAGAUCAAGGAAUCUGGAUUUAUCCUUGAAAAAACCAGAAUCCUGCAGCCUUGCUCGUGCCACCGCUUUUAACAAAGACACAGUUAAGAUGUUUUUUGAUAACUUAAAGAACGUUAUGGAACGCCACCCAUCUUUUGGAAAUGGCUGUAGAAUCUACAAUUUGGAUGAAACUGCUACUACAACCGUUCAGAAGCCGCUAAAAGUUAUAGCACCUAAAGGGCGCCAGAAUAUUUGUAAAAUAACUAGUGGAGAGAAGGGUACAUUAGUGACAACAUGUGCUAUUGUCUGUGCGUCUGGGCAAGCCUUACCUCCGGCGUUAAUUUUUCCAAGGAAGAACUUAAAGGAUUAUAUGAUGACUGGCGCCCCUAUUGGAUCCCUCGGACUUGCUAAUCCAAGUGGGUGGAUGAACGCAGAGUUGUUUAUUGAAGUAAUGAAGCAUUUUAUAAAACAUACCUCUGCAAGUUCAGAAAAUUCAGCUUUAUUAAUCAUGGACAAUCACGAAUCCCAUUUAAGUAUUGAAGCUUUGGACAUGGCGAAACGUUCUGGAGUGACAAUCCUUACAUUACACCCCCCACACAACAAGUAA